Messenger RNA from Octodon degus (degu), 2662 nucleotides. RefSeq names its product CD2 molecule (gene Cd2). Gene Ontology annotation, biological process: positive regulation of type II interferon production; cell-cell adhesion. Bases 30 to 1052 code for a protein of 340 amino acids. Gene Ontology annotation, cellular component: membrane. Lineage: Eukaryota; Metazoa; Chordata; Mammalia; Rodentia; Octodontidae. The transcript has 5 exons. Gene Ontology annotation, molecular function: signaling receptor binding. The record is from RefSeq and is a predicted model, not a curated record.
GAAUCACAGCACAGAAAAGAAUCCCAACCAUGAACCUCCCAUACAAACAUUUAGCGAGUUUCUUUCUGCUUUUCAGCUUUUCCACGAAAGGUUCUUCCCUCGAGGAUCUUAGUGUCAUCUGGGGUGCCCUGGGUCGAGACGUGAGCCUGAAUGUCCCCGAUUUUCAAAUGAGUGAUGCUAUCAAUGAGGUUCGAUGGGAGAGAGAAGGGAGGAAGGUGGCACAGCUCAGAGGCAAGAAACCCCACCAGUUCUACAAAACGUACGAGAUAUUACAGAAUGGAACUCUGGUCAUUAAACAUCUGGAGAGAAGUUUUAACAGUACCUACAAAGUCAUCAUAUACAAUACAAACGGAACAAGUGUGUUGGAUAAAGAAUUUCAUUUGAGGAUUCAAGAGAUGGUCUCAACACCACGGAUCUCCUGGGAUUGUAGCAACAAAACCUUGACCUGUGAGGUAGUGAAUGGAACUAACCCUAAAUUAAACCUGUACCCAAAUGGGAAAUAUCUCAUAAAUGGUCCCAGGAAAGUCUUCACAUACUGGUGGAAGAAACUGCCUACAGCUUUCAAUUGCACGGCCAGGAACGAAGUCAGCGAGGAAUCCAGCGCAGGGGUUAUCAGCUGCUCAGGGAAAGGCCUAAACUUGUACAUCAUCAUUGGCCUCUGUGGAGGAAGCACCCUGUUGGUGAUCCUAGUGGCACUCAGCAUUUACUACAUUUGCAGGAGGAAAAAGCAGAAUAGCAGGAGUCAUGAUGAGGAGCUGGAGCUAAGCACCCGCUCCAAGAAAGAGUGCCCAAGGCCCGUCCACAUCCAGGCGCCCCCAACUCAAACUCCAGCAGCUGCACGCGUGCCCCUGCCACCUAGCCAUCGCUCCCAGGCCCCUCCUCAUCGUCCCCUGACUCCCGUCCACCACGUCCAGCAGCGGCAUCAGAGGAGGCCUCCUCCAUCGGGCACACAAGUUCGCCAACAGAAAGGCCCUCCCCUACCCAAACCUCGAGUUCAACCAAAACCUCCCCACGGGGCUGCAGCAAACUCCUUGUCCCCUGCCUCUCAUUAAAGAUGACGGGAACUGUCCUUUCCAAUAAAAGGUUCUGUGGAUUUCACCACCUCAGCAUGCAGGUCCAUGCUCUCUUCUGGUGGUUUCUGCACAUAAGACAGGAUGGCCUCCUGAACAAGGCUUGUGGGCUACAGCACCUUCCAACUCAGCCACGUGGUCUGGGGCCCAGCAUCUUCGGCUUCCUCGUAGACCUCUGUCACCCCAAGAAGAGAAAAACAAAGUGUGAAUUUAGGGAGAGGAGUGACAGUCCCUAAGAGUCUUAGCAGUCUUCUUGCCUCCCUCUCAGCGGCUGUGCAAAAGUGAUGCAUCAGCGGGUUACUGGGCCUGCUCAUCCUACAGGUGGCCCAUCUGCUUGAGGGACUCGGGUUUCCCAUAUGCCCCGGAGGACUCUGGUCCUCUGUCCUUGAGUAGGAAUGAAAUAAAGGUUCUAACUUGACCCUGGUGUUUGCUCACUGAAGAAAACAAGGAGUCCCGUGUCUAGGAGAGGAAGCUGCAGAUUGAAAAAGAGGCUCAGAGGUGUGAUUUAGUCACCACCAUUCACCUGAGCUGCCUGAGUCCUCACCACCACGACCAGAACAUGCCCCUGGGUCUCGGCUGCAGACAGCCUUUGUGUAGGUUUCUGUGGUGCCCUGAAGCCCCCAUGCCUGCCUUUCACCAAGAGGCCAGAAGAGCAGCCAUCUGUCACUCACUUCCUUGGCCUUUUGGAUGUGGUCCUGAUGAUCUACGCAGUUAUCGUUGAAGAGAGACUACAGAAGUACUUUGGGCACUAGGGGUCCAUCAGUUGACACCCAGAAGGGCAGACUAAGAGGCAACAACCUGGUUCCAUCCAAUCCUAAGUGUCACAGUAACUCGCCAUUCCUUAAGAACCAGACCACCUCGCUAGCAGUCAUGCCAGCUGUACUGUGGAAGAUCUGAGUGUGUGGGAAACAGUUUUCAGAUAAAGGUCUAACAAUAGGCUGUAGGAAGGCGCCUACUUUGAAGAGCUGGCACCAUGUUUGUGGUGUCGUUGCCUGCCUGCCUUCCCUUGAUUCUGUAGACGUGUUAACCCUUGUAAAGCCCCGGCAGGAAGCUCUGAGGUGUAAACCACAAACUCAGGGCUUCCUGUGAGAGCUCACAGGGGUGAGCUGCUUCUUCCUGAGAAUCUGGGCAUCUGCUGGGUCAGAGCCCAGGGCUGAUUAUCAAGGGCAAUGUGGAAUUAGACCCCUGGCCUUCUGACAUUCCAACACAGGUAUAGCUGAAUAACAGCCACCACAAGAUCUACCCAGAGGAGCGAGGGGGAUCCCAGCACUGCCAUAUCCUCGACCUUCAUUGCAGCCUUGAGUGACCAACACCAGGACCACUCCUAGAGAUCUCCUAGGGCCUUCCCUUCAGACACCCUUCUUAGUCUGGUCUACAGCUGUGCCCUGCCUCUCUUCUUGUGUAGGGUGUGGAACUCUUCCAUCCUUAUAUCAGACUCUGGGCCAGGCAGGAGAAGGGCAGAGGCAUACAGUUGAGAGUCUCAUAGGGGAGGGAUGGGCCUUGUAGGACAGUGCCACACAGCAUGCUGUGCAUAUUGGAGGUGAGUACAGAAUCCCAGAGAAAAAGUUUUUUUAAUCAGAUUUUAUUGGUAG